This is a messenger RNA of Cricetulus griseus (Chinese hamster), 1358 nucleotides long. NCBI's taxonomy places the organism in Eukaryota, Metazoa, Chordata, Mammalia, Rodentia, Cricetidae. The record is from RefSeq and is a predicted model, not a curated record.
AUGAGUUCUGGCGCCGUCUUCUGGCCUGCAGAUGGUUCUCCUCUGCACCUCCUUCCUAGGCCCCUGACAUAUAUGGGAUCGCAGACUAAGAAGGCCCUGCUGAUGCCCCUCGUGCACCCAGCUCGCCCUUUUAGGGUCUCAAACCAUGACCGAAGCAGCCGGCGUGGGGUGAUGGCCAGCAGCCUGCAGGAGCUUAUCAGCAAGACUCUGGAUGUCCUGGUCAUCACAGCUAGCCUGGUCACACUGGUACUGGAGGAGGAUGGUACCGUGGUGGACACAGAGGAGUUCUUUCAGACCUUAAGGGACAACACGCAUUUCAUGAUCUUGGAAAAGGGACAGAAAUGGACACCGGGCAGUAAGUAUGUCCCAGUCUACAAGCAACCAAAGAAAUCGGGAAUAGCCAGGGUUACCUUCGACCUGUAUAGGCUGAAUCCCAAGGACUUUCUCGGCUGCCUCAACAUCAAGGCCACCAUGUAUGAGAUGUACUCGGUGUCCUAUGAUAUCCGAUGCACAAGUGCCAAGGCCAUGUUAAGGAGUCUGCUUCGAUUUGUGUCCUAUGCUGCCCAGGUAGCAGGACAGUUCCUGGUCUACGCAGGCACAUACAUGCUCCGAGUACUGGCCGAUACGGAAGCACAGCCAUCUCCCAAGCCUAACGCCAAGGGCUGGUUCAUGUAAACAGGUCACAGCUCCAGAGCUCAGGUGUAUGCCUUUCUGGUAGAUGUACUACCUUCGUUUAUAGGCUGUGGGAUGCCAGGGGAAGCAAGGGGACUUGGUGGUACAUGGUGCAGGGCUCAGCUGCAGGAUUCCUGCAGGGGAAGGGGACCACAGAGGAGCCUUUCAAGGGUCUUCAGAUGGGACUAACAAACAGCACAAUGUCUGGGAGGAGCAUGCAUAUGAAUUAGACUGUGUGGAUCCUUGCCUAUUGUAAUAAAGCAAUCACAAGAAUCACUUUAGGACAUGCCGUGCUUCCUUGCACACGGUUUGUCUCUUCAGAGGUGACCACACUUUCACACAGAACAAAAACAAUAACCAAAGACAGAAAGAUAGGUACCACUGAAGUCUAAUGUUUCUUUUUAAUUUUAUUAUAUUGUCUUGUGUGGGGGAAGGUUGCCUGUUACACGGCUAGGCACCAUGUGCAUGCAGUGCCCCAGAAGGCCAGAAGAUGGCAUCAAAUCUCUCCAGAUGAGUUACAGACAGUUAUGAGGGUGCUUAGGGCAGACCCUGGGUCCGGACACAGGAAGAGCAAUCAGUGCUCUUAACCCCUGAGCUGUGUUCCCGCCCCAUUGCUGUUUAAUCUUUAUCAGUACUCACUGCAAAAGGAAUGAUCUGUCACACAAGCCACAGUUUUACUUGGUUUA